AUGGCUCACAGCAAAGUAGUUAUUAUCGGCUCCGGCCCCGCCGCUCACACCGCCGCGAUCUACCUCUCUCGCGCGGAACUCAAGCCUGUCCUCUAUGAGGGUAUGCUGGCUGGUGGCACCGCUGCCGGCGGUCAGCUUACUACUACCACCGAUAUCGAGAACUUCCCCGGUUUCCCCGACGGCAUUGGCGGAUCAGAGCUCAUGGAUAACAUGCGGAAACAAUCCAUCCGGUUCGGCACCGAGAUCAUUACCGAGACGAUCUCUAGGGUCGACCUGUCGCAGAGACCCUUCAAGCUGUGGACUGAGUGGAGCGAUGGUCCCGAGGAUGCGCCCGCUCGCACUGCCGAUGCUGUUAUCAUCGCUACCGGCGCCAAUGCCCGCCGCCUGAACUUGCCCGGUGAGGAGGUCUAUUGGCAGAACGGAAUCAGCGCCUGCGCCGUGUGUGACGGUGCCGUGCCCAUCUUCCGCAACAAGCCCCUUUUCGUCAUUGGUGGUGGUGACUCCGCUGCCGAGGAGGCCAUGUUCCUGGCCAAGUACGGCAGCAGCGUCACCGUGCUUGUCCGCCGUGACAAGCUUCGCGCCUCCAAGGCUAUGGCCACCCGUCUUCUGUCCCACCCCAAGGUCACUGUUCGCUUCAACUCCGCUGCCACUGAGGUUAUCGGUGAGAAGAAGCCUAACGGCCUGAUGACCCACCUCCGCAUCAAGAACACUGCCACCGGUGAGGAGGAGGUUGUCGAGGCCAACGGUCUUUUCUACGCUGUUGGUCACGAUCCCGCCACUGCUCUGGUCAAGGGCCAGAUUGAGCUCGAUGAGGAGGGCUACGUCGCCACCAAGCCCGGUACCAGCAUGACCAGUCUCGAGGGUGUCUUUGCCUGCGGUGAUGUGCAGGACAAGCGCUACCGCCAGGCUAUUACCAGUGCUGGAUCCGGUUGCGUUGCUGCUCUUGAAGCCGAGCGAUACAUUGCCGAGACCGAGGCGAGCGAAGACAUUCCUCCCCCCCACGCCAACCCCGCUCUGUAA
This is a messenger RNA of Aspergillus calidoustus, 1020 nucleotides long. The record is from the annotation of a GenBank genome assembly. NCBI's taxonomy places the organism in Eukaryota, Fungi, Ascomycota, Eurotiomycetes, Eurotiales, Aspergillaceae.